UUAGGCUCGUUUAACGGGGCUGCUGUUGGCUUAAUUAGGGUUUUAUGCGUUUGCAAUACGAGAAGACAACAUCGGGGCCUCUCAAUUCAAUUAAUUUAAAGGGGUGUUUCCUCCAGAGGAAAUCCGGAAAAAUACUAGUAGUACGCUGCUGUUGUAGCUGAAAAGUGAUACGGUAGAACAGCGGGCCUCUCAAUCAGUUUCGGCCAGCCAUGGCUCCCUCUGCGCCACCUUCAAGCUCCGGCGCUCAAUACCCGAAGAAGUCACUCGGGCUCGUAGCAAAUGCCAUGAAAAGAAAACAUAGCUUUAUACAGUUGUUCAUGAUGACCGGAAUCUUACUAUUGAGCGUUAGAUCGCUGGGUCAAAAGUACCGCCUCCACGAGCUCCAGGAAGACGCUGCCGCUCUCAAACAAGAGCAAGAGGGCCUUAUUAAUCGAAAGAACCACAUCAAGCAAAGCCUCCUUGCUGAAGCUGCUCGUGACCCCUCUGGCCUUUUUACUACGAGGCUCCGCCUCCUCUUCGGUGAAGACUGAAGCCACAUACACCACUAUAGAUGCAAUUCUGUAUUCAAAUCAUAUCCCCUUCUGCCACAUGCCAGAGCAUUGAGCAAAUUGAGGGACGGGUAAAUCUAAAUGUUGCAUUUGAGUUACUGAGAGUUCAUGUAACUAUUGAUGCUAUGACAGCUUUUUCAUACUUAAAGCUGAGUGUUCUAACUUGCAAGUCAUGUCUAUCCUAGAUUCUAUUUGUGGACUAGUUUUCAGCUCCCCAGGAAUGUUGGGCAAGCGUCCUCUUACUUGGUAACUGAAUAGGGGUCUGUAUGCGACUAUUAAUACUAUGCCAGCAUUUCUACAUUCAAA
This is a messenger RNA of Coffea eugenioides, 854 nucleotides long. RefSeq lists its product as uncharacterized. The transcript is spliced from 2 exons. The record is from RefSeq and is a predicted model, not a curated record. NCBI's taxonomy places the organism in Eukaryota, Viridiplantae, Streptophyta, Magnoliopsida, Gentianales, Rubiaceae. Bases 210 to 530 code for a protein of 106 amino acids.